AUGCCUCCUGGAUAUCAACCGCCUAAGUUUCAACAGUUCGAUGGGAAAGGUAGUCCAAAACAACAUGUGGCUCAUUUUGUCGAAACUUGCAAUAACGCUGGAACUUAUGGUGACCUGUUAGUCAAACAGUUUGUUCGAUCCUUGAAGGGCAACGCAUUUGAUUGGUACACUGAUCUCACGCCGGGGUCCAUCGACAGUUGGGGACAGCUGGAGCAAGAAUUCUUGAAUCGCUUCUACAGCACUAGAAGAACCGACAGACUGUCUGAACCCUCUGCCAUAGAAAUGUGCAUCCGGGGAAUGCAUUGGAGCCUAAGCUACAUUCUACAGGGUAUACGUCCAAACACGUUUGAAGAAUUAGCUACUCGUGCUCAUGACAUGGAGUUAAGCAUCACGGCCAAUGCAACCGAUGGGUUUCCUAUUCAAGCUCCGCGAGUGCAGCCAUCUCGUCAAAGCAAUGACAGGCAAGAAAAUAAAAAAGGGGGCAAGCCUCCUUCAAAACUCAGUAAUAAGGAGUCCAUGACAAUAAAUACAGCUCCCAUGAAAAUUGCUACCAAAGUGAGCCGAAAGGUCACUGAGAAGUUGGAUCCAUAUCAAAAUAGGUCAAUAAGAAGACCCACGUUAAAAGAGAUGCAAGAAAAAGAAUACCCAUUUCUUGAAUCUGAUUUACAAGGGAUGUUUGAUGACCUUUUCAAGGAGAAACUCCUUGAACUUCCUGAAAUGAAGCGCCCAGAGGAAGCCGGUCAAGUCAAUGAUCCAAACUAUUGCUGUUAUCAUCGCCUGAUUGGCCACCCUCUCACUAAAUGCUUUGUCUUUAAAGAUAAAAUUAUGAAAUUGGCACGUCAAGGAAAGAUCCUUCUCGAGGAAGAUAAAGUAUCGGCAAACCAAACAACAAUAAUGUUUGGGUCUGUGUGUUGUCCGAUAGAAGUUUUAGCCAUAACAAGCAGUGCUUCGUCCAAGGAGGUUGAAAAAUCCUCAAUUGAAGACGUUAUUGAAGAUGACAACGAAUGA
Molecule: messenger RNA, 1008 nt
Organism: Coffea eugenioides
Lineage: Eukaryota; Viridiplantae; Streptophyta; Magnoliopsida; Gentianales; Rubiaceae
Exons: 2
Coding region: 1-1008 (335 amino acids)
Source: RefSeq, a predicted model, not a curated record